Molecule: messenger RNA, 932 nt
Organism: Belonocnema kinseyi
Lineage: Eukaryota; Metazoa; Arthropoda; Insecta; Hymenoptera; Cynipidae
Product: histidine triad nucleotide-binding protein 3-like
Exons: 4
Coding region: 192-659 (155 amino acids)
Molecular function (GO): catalytic activity
Source: RefSeq, a predicted model, not a curated record
ACAGAAGCGUUAGUGGCGACUGGAUUACCUACAUAACUCUGAUAUUCAGAAAAUGGAUUGACCCAUAAUGAUAAUAGCAAAAUAGAUCGAAAAAUGAAAUCGCCAUUCGGGAUUGACUCAUUGACAAUAUAGGAGCAAAGUGCGCAUAAACGCAGGGAUAAGAAAACAAGUGUCAAAGAAUUUAGCAGUAAAUGCGAAUAAUUUCCAAUUUAACAAGAGUGAAAGUAAAUUUAGUGUCAGUAAUGGAGCCAAAUUGUAUUUUCUGCAAUAUUAUAAAAGGAGAAGCUCCUAGUGAAAAAGUAUACGAGGAUGACGCUUUGAUUUGUAUCAAAGAUAUUAAGCCUGCAUCGACUCAUCAUUACUUAAUUCUACCAAAAAGGCAUAUUCCGAAUCCUAAGGAGCUGAAAAAAGAAGACGAGGAACUUUACGACAAAAUGGUAGAAACUGUGGAUGUUUUGGUCAACCAACAAGGGUUUGAAAAAUCAUCUACAAGAACAGGAUUCCAUUGGCCACCAUUUAAUACAGUCAAUCAUUUACACCUGCACGUCAUUUCACCAAUCGAAAGCAUGGGCAUCAUUGGAAGAAUGAUGUUCAAACCAGACUCUUUUUGGUUUGUAAAUACUGACUAUGUGAAAUCACGCUUCCAAUCCAGCAAUUAACGUAGAAAAUUUUCACCAUUCUAUAAAUUCUCUCAACGUUAUUUGGCGAAAGAAAGCUAAAUGUUGAUCUCGAGGUUGGUACAAGUAUCUCAAGAUCUAGUGAGUUGUUUCGUAUUUAAUCCAUGCGUUAAAAAAAUAUACAGUAUAUAAAGUAUAUCUUACAUUGCCAAUGUAAUGUCCAUAAUUUGUUACAGUUUAUCACUGUUGUAUAUUCUUUGAUAUUUUUAAAAUACAGCCCUUGGAGGCGUUUUCAAACAUCUGGAGCCGCAAAAA